AUGACUCUGUCUCGUCUUGAUCGUCUCCUGCUAGCCAGAAUUGCCGACCAAGCGGAGCGAUAUCACGAUGUCAUUGCGCAGAUCAAGGAUAUCGUCGGCGUAUCCGAUGCCCGACUGAACGUGGACGAACGCAACCUGCUUUCCGUAGCCUACAAGAACAUCACCGCCACACUGCGUGCCAGCUGGCGCACCAUUGAUACGAUCGAGACACAAACACGGCAUUCUGCUAAGGAGCGAAAGCUUAUGCAUCGGCAGAAAGAGCGUAUCGAGCGCGACAUUGCCGACAUUUGCAAGGACGUUGUGGAGCUGCUGGAGCGCUUCCUUAUACCCGCCGCGAAUCCGGGAGAGGAGAAGGUAUUCUAUUGCAAGAUGCGAGGCGAUUACUACCGAUAUCUCGCGGAGAUGACCCACGACCACCACCGCGAACAGUACGCGACGACGUCUCUCGACGCAUACAAGUUCGCAUACAAGCACGCACUGCACACCCUGGACCCCGCUCACCCUACGCGAUUGGGCCUGGCACUGAACUUCGCCGUCUACUACCACGACAUAUGCAAUAGUCCUGAGCGAGCCUGCUUCUUGGCCAAGCAUGCCUUCGACGAGGCCAUCGCAGUAGCAGCCCAUCCAUCGUUCCCGCGGUCCAACCUGGAGGAUGCUCUGAUGAUUUUGCAGCUGUUGAAGGACGAUCUCAUUCUCUGGUCGGGAGAGUUGCGAGGAGAGGAAGGUCCGAGGCAAUAA
Molecule: messenger RNA, 738 nt
Organism: Rhodofomes roseus
Lineage: Eukaryota; Fungi; Basidiomycota; Agaricomycetes; Polyporales; Fomitopsidaceae
Product: 14-3-3-like protein
Exons: 3
Coding region: 1-738 (245 amino acids)
Biological process (GO): signal transduction
Cellular component (GO): cytoplasm
Source: RefSeq, a predicted model, not a curated record